AUGUCGCCUAUCCACCCAGUCGUCGCCGCAGCCAUGGCUUUGCACCAAUUUGCGAAUUCCAGCAACAUCGCCUGCGGUCUGGUGUAUGCGGCACCCACAGGCAAUGACGGAACUCGCCCCCUGGCUUCUUUCGCUUCGGUGGUUGGUCUCAUCCUCUUCUUUCUGGGGCUGGCGGGCAAUAUUGCGGCAGAGAACACCUUGUUCGAGCUCCGACGAGGAGCGGCCAAGCGAAAGGCAAAAUCCGAAGGGAGGGUCCAGAUCACUUACGACAAGGUCUACGUGGUGCCUCCACCUGAAGGGCUCUUCAAGUACCUUUUAUUUCCGCAUUAUGUUUCUGAAUGGCUUGAAUGGACCGGUUUCUGGAUCCUUGCCGGCGCAUGGGGCCUAUCGUGGGGUUAUCGCAGCCCAGCCUUGUGGUUUCUGGUCGUCGAGGUGACAACAAUGCUUCCCAGGGCGGUUACAGGUCGGCGCUGGUAUGAAGAGAAGUUUGGUAAACGCGCAGUGGCACGCAGAGCAGGAGCGAUUCCGGUGCUUGGGCUGUGA
This is a messenger RNA of Capronia coronata CBS 617.96, 543 nucleotides long. RefSeq lists its product as uncharacterized. Gene Ontology annotation, biological process: lipid metabolic process. Lineage: Eukaryota; Fungi; Ascomycota; Eurotiomycetes; Chaetothyriales; Herpotrichiellaceae. Bases 1 to 543 code for a protein of 180 amino acids. The transcript has a single exon. The record is from RefSeq and is a predicted model, not a curated record. Gene Ontology annotation, molecular function: oxidoreductase activity, acting on the CH-CH group of donors.